Molecule: messenger RNA, 4650 nt
Organism: Trichogramma pretiosum
Lineage: Eukaryota; Metazoa; Arthropoda; Insecta; Hymenoptera; Trichogrammatidae
Gene: tj
Exons: 3
Coding region: 285-2147 (620 amino acids)
Biological process (GO): regulation of transcription by RNA polymerase II
Cellular component (GO): nucleus
Molecular function (GO): DNA-binding transcription factor activity, RNA polymerase II-specific; RNA polymerase II cis-regulatory region sequence-specific DNA binding
Source: RefSeq, a predicted model, not a curated record
CGCGCUGCAGCCUCGACUUGUGUGUAUUUUCUUAUAUAUAUCGAUAUAACGUAGCUACGAAUUUCGUAUAGCUAGCAAAAAAAGCUCUUUGUAAACAACCAAGUGCAGUUGUGACCACGAGCAGCAGGAGCAGCAGCAGCAUUAGUUGUGCCCGUGCUCGUGACCGCUAGUGCUUCAAGAGAGAGGGUGGGAGAGGGAGAGAGAGGGACGGACAGAGGAAGAGAGCAGUGUGCGCGAGUGUGCGGUACGAAUUAUUGGGCCCAGCAGGCGCCUCUGGUGCUCGAAUGCCCGAGCCCAGGCGUGCCAGUAUCAUCCUACAGACGACCGCCGCUGUGCAAAGUCAUCAACAGCAGCAGCAGCAGCACCAAAGCUCGCUUCAAAGCAGUAACGGUAGUAACGGAAGCGGCGGCGGCGGCGGCGGUCCCCCAGUAGUCGUAGUAGCAGCGCCGGUUGGAGCGCCGCCAGGCAGUAGCGCCUAUGCAGAUCAGGCCCCGGCGAGCAACGCCCCCCCGAACACGUCGACGACGAUCGGUCAAGCCGGUGGCAGCAGCGCGACGACGACGCCCACGACCACGGGCCUACCGGACGAGGUCAAGAUGGAGGCCGAGGAGCAGGUCCUCGCGCGAGAGUACGUCCAGGAGUUCGUGCUCGAUCACCUCGAGCCCGACGAGGUGAAACGCGAGAGCCUGGCCCAGCAGCUGCAGCACGCCAGCGUCAAGGUCAAGCCGCUGCUGACGGCCCUGGCGGUGAGGGGCGCCGCCGCCGCCGGCCCAGCGGCCGUCGAGUCCAAGCUGCUGCAGCUGCAUCACGGCUGCCUCGAGGGUGGCCCCUCGUCAUCGCUGCGUCAGCCCAGUCAGCUGGGGCCGCUCACCCCGCCCCAGCACGAGCUCGAGCAGCCGCUCUACGGCCAGCCCCAGCCGGGGGUGCUGGUCAAGCUGCCCUAUCAGGGGCCCGGGGGCACUCUGGCCGGUCUGCAGCAUCCGGGCACGCCGCCCGACACGCCGCCGGUCUCGGCCUCGCCUCCACCGGCUCUCCAGCAUCUGCAACGCCUCGAGCGACUGCAUCAUCCCCAUCAGCAGCAGCUGCAGAGCCACCACCACCAUCAGCAGCAGCAGCAGCAGCAGCAACACCAGCAACACCAGCAGCAGCACCAACAGCAGCUGCAGCAAGCCGAGGUCGUGCUGCCCGACGGCAUGCCUUGGCUCACUCAGAGCUUGCGACAGGAGCCCCUCGACCUGAGGCCCCACUGCCUGCAGGAUCAUCCGGACAGCGAUCCCUUGGCGUCGGACGGCGAGCACUGGCCGCCACCGCAUCACCAUCUGCCGGAUCUGGUGCAGCACCAUCAUCAUCACCAUCACCAUCCGGGCCCGGGACACACUCCCACUCACGGGGGCUCGCCCAGACACCCUCGGCACACAGGCGGCUACAUAAUGGGCGGCCACAUCGAGUACUACAACGGCGUCGGUUUGAACGGGCCCCCGGGAGGCAUGAUGCCGAUGCAGCUCGACGACCAGCAGAUGCAGUCCAUGCAGCCCAUGCACCCUUCCCAGCAGCAACAGCAGCAACAACAGCAACAGCAGCAGCAACAGCAGCUCCAGCAACCGGGCCGGCCGCUGAGCGUGUGCUCGGGCAGCUCGUGCGGGCCCAGCAGCGGCGCCAGUCCCCAGCUGUCGUCGCGCUCGAUGCACUGCUCGCUGCCCCAGAGCAGCCAGGACGACCUCGUGAACGACGACCUGCUGAUGUCGCUGUCGGUGCGCGACCUCAACAAGCGACUCCAGGGCUGUCCACGCGAAGAGAUCGUGCGUCUGAAGCUGAAGCGCAGGACCUUGAAGAAUCGGGGCUACGCGCAGAACUGCCGCAGCAAGCGCACCCAGCAGCGCGUCGAGCUCGAGACGGCCAAUCGCAGCCUCCAGCACGAGCUUGACGUGGUGAAGAUCGAGCUCGCGAGGGCCCAUCAGGAGCGCGACAUCUACAAGCAGAGGUACGAGGCCAUGCUUAGGUCGAGGCAUACCUUGCAGCAGCAGCAACAGCAGCCACCACCGCCUCAUCCACAGCAGCAGCAGCAGCAGCAACAGCCACCCCCGCCGCAUUCCCAGCAACAGCAGCAACAACAGGGAGGAGCCCCGAGUCCCGAAGUCUAUCUGUGACAGCGAUCACGCUGGACUUGAACUACCGCCACUACUACUGCCUGGGCUUGCGGUGAGUCCGACGUAUCGUAAAACAAAAAAAAACCCUGAGAUGAGGAGCACCUCCGUCCGACCGUAAUAACGCCGGCGGCUGCGGCAACUGAUGAGCGACACCACCAGGCCGUGUACUUUCUUUUUCCCUUUUACAUUGAUAUAAAUAAUAUAAAUAUGUCGAGUCGCAAGCUCCUUUUUAAUUCAUCCUCGAACGCUCGCAUCCCCCAAACGCUCAUACACAGACAAAUCGACACACUCAUACAUUUGUAUAGUAAACGCGCGAUAUAGCUAAUUUUGUUGCUACUUUCUAACGUAAGAUAAGAUAAAAAAUACAUUGUUAUACGAAUCGAACGCGCGUGCGAGACGUUUCUGCCCUUUUUCCACGAAAUCUACACGGAAACGUGACGACAAAAUAAAAGAUCCCGUCUCGAGUAUAAUACAAGAGUCCAGUGCGUAUAUAAUUGCAAUUCGGGCGAAAGCUCGCGCGAUAAUCGCGGUAUAGCCACGAACGACCAUGUGAAUGUGUUUUCGAGUCUGUAUAUAUAAUUAGCGAUAAAUCGGAAUACAAAGUAUAUAAUACAGUAUACAUUCACAUAUACACAUACACGCAGAGAUCGUGUAAGCUGCAAGCAAAGUUCAAAGUUAAAAAGCUGCGUAUCGUGCGCAGCAGCACACAUAUUAAUAUAGGCGCGUACGCGAGAUUGCCAAUGAAGAUUAUUAUGAAACUUGGUUUUCUCUCUCUCUCUCGGGUUUGCUACUGCACGUUAUACGAGAGCUUAUCAAUUACUUCUUAUCGACUCGAUAAAUGUGUACAAUAUAGCCUCGCGUCACCGAGCGUCGGAUUUAAUUUAUACAAACUUCGUUUUAUAUAUACGAGCGAGAAUUCAGAUAAGCUCAGAUGCGGCUCGUGCGUCUAAUAAACUUCCAAUCUGCAACAUUGUAUUUAUGCAUGCAGUGCGAGAGAGAGAAAGAAAGAGUCAAGUGUGAGAGUGAAGUGAGAAUGAGAGAGAGAGAGACAUCGCGCGCCUUUUUAAAGUCUACUUUAGUUUGACCUUUGCCCGUCGUAUACUUUAUAUUACUCACACACAUAUCGAACGCUCGCGCGCGCGGCUUCGCACUUUUUUUACGUGCGCACAAAUACAUAUACACACUGAUUGAGAGAUGACACUUUUUCUACUUCUUCAAAAAGUCGAAUUUUGACCUCUCUCUCUUUUACUCUCCAGCAAAGCGAGCGUCUCCUUUCAUAAAAAAGAGCUUUUUCCCCUAUUAGCGAAUCUUUCUCGAAAAUUAAUCAUAUAACGCGUAUACUUCCGUUGUAUAGAGUUGCAUCGAGAGUCGUAUCUUGGCUGUUAUACGUUUUUUUUGUGUAACGACUCCUCUGAUAUAAUUCCUAAAAAUUAGAGUAAUUAAGAGCUUUUUUGGUUUGUUAAGUUACCCGACUUAUAAGCGUGAUAAUUUAUGGUGCAAUAAGAAAAAAAAUAAAUAACAAAAGGAUGUAAAUUGUGUUUGUAAAUACUUGAGAGAGAAAAAAAAUUUGUUACACACGUCCUAUAUUGAAUCGUUUUAGAGAGAAGUAUUAUUUUGUCUAAAAAGAAGAGAAAAAAAAUUAUUAAGUUUCUCUAAAAAUAAGAUAGCAGUAGAAUCGGUCGACGAAUUAUAAAAUAAAAAAUAAAGCAGAAAAAAAUGAAAACAUAUAAUAAAGUUAACGCUGCGUCGCUGCAUUCGUCAUUCGGUACCAUUUUCCGAGCGAACGUUGACGUCGUCGUGCUCUUCUCUGCUCAUACACACGCACAUCGGGGACACGACACUGAUACUUACGCGCGACGUCGUUACGUUCGCUCGUUCGUUCGUCAAAUUUUUACAAAAUGCAUUUGUUGAUUAUUACAUUUGUUCGGAAUUGCGCAUCGAAUGUUUAUAACACGUAUUAAUAUACAUAUAAGUGUGAAAAAAAAUUAUAUUAUAUAACGAGAGAUACGUAUACAUCUAUCAUCGUGUAACAUACAUGUACAUACUAUGAAUACAUUAAAAAAGAAAAAGAGCAAAGAAAUACGUAUAUUAAUGCAUAUAGUAACGAUUAAAACGUUCCAACGAAAUCUUGACGUAAAUUAAAAAAUUACCUUAACGAUUAAUAAGAAAAACAAUAAAAAAGUUUUAAAACUAUAAAUAAAUAAUGGAAUUGUAAUUGAUAUAAUUGUAAUUGAUACUUGUAAUGUCAUAAACACACGAACACACGUACACACAUGAUAAUAAUCUAUUGUCGUUUUUCGUCGUAUUUCGGGGUCUAUGGAUGAUCCGCGACUGCGACGCAGAGAUAUUUUAAUUCGCGUUACAUAAUGUAUGUCGUCCAAUUUGUAAAUAAAGUUAAUUAUUCUUAUUAUUAUUAUGAUUAUUAUUAUGUACAAUUAACUAUUAUUUAAUUAAUAAAUAAAAAAAUGAUGAAUAAACGUCGAUGACGACUGUUUCAAAAUAA